This is a messenger RNA of Letharia lupina, 402 nucleotides long. RefSeq lists its product as uncharacterized. The coding region runs from base 1 to 402 and encodes 133 amino acids. The record is from RefSeq and is a predicted model, not a curated record. The transcript has 2 exons. NCBI's taxonomy places the organism in Eukaryota, Fungi, Ascomycota, Lecanoromycetes, Lecanorales, Parmeliaceae.
AUGCGUCUUGCGCCGAUCAUCGAGCGCUAUAUGAACUUGAAGAGACAGGAAAAUGCCGUGCUCAGCAACUCCAAUCUAAUGCAACAGAGUAUACCAAUACCAACCGAUCGGUACAGCUAUGUCUCCGAAGUGUUGAGCAUACACAUUCGCCUACUUUGUGAGCCUUGUCUCUCCGCCUUGUCUCAGGUGUGCAUAGUCAAGAUUGCACAGUAUAAAGCAGAGCUCGAUGCUAUGGAUGAGGUGGUGCUGGAGAAGUGGAAGAAGAUUCAGGAGAUGUACAACAAGACAAGACCACAAACCGCAUUGAAAUUGUCGGGUCCGACUUCAAGGGUGCCGACGAGUUCAGUGAUGGAGAUAAAAGGCGAGAAGGACGGGAUCAAGGUGCUCUUACAGCAGAUGUAA